Messenger RNA from Blepharisma stoltei, 1068 nucleotides. Lineage: Eukaryota; Ciliophora; Heterotrichea; Heterotrichida; Blepharismidae. The record is from the annotation of a GenBank genome assembly.
AUGGGAAACACCAGUGUUAGAGGAGGAAUGCAUAUACAGAUUGAAAAUAGGUGCCUUCAGCCAGGCUCAGAAGUGAUCGGAGCAAUAAAUGUCAUGCUUCAAGAGCCUUUGCCUCCAUGCACUCUUAUUCUUCAACUAAAAGGAAUUGAGAAAACACAUUGGGAAGAAAGUCGUUCAAGAAGUGUUUCAGAUGGUAAAGGCGGCACAAGAAGUGAGUCUUACACCGAAUACUUUGACGGCAAGCACAAGGUCAUCAACUUCAAAUUCCCCAUUUACCAAUGAAAUACAUAUAUUCCCCAAGGAUGCUUCACCCUUCCGUUUAGCUUUAGGCUGCCUGAUACGCUGCCAGGCUCUUUUUCAUAUCACAAAGGAAGCACUCGUGCAAGCAUUGAGUAUAAAAUCAAAUCGAGAUUUAUGUUACAAGACGGCAAAAAACUUAAAGAUAAAGCAGAAAUUUUCAUUUACGAAAAAAUCCAAGCUUUUACUACUAACAUCCUAUUAGAAAAAAACAGCCACAUUGUUUGCUGUUGCUGCUGUGAUAAAGGAACAUGCUUUAUUAGAUCAAAGUUCAGCCAAGACGCAUAUACUCCUGAUCAAGUUGCAAGUGCUAUAAUUGAAGCAGACAAUACAAAUGGGAAACUUAAUAUAGAGCAUUUAGCCUGCACUUUAUGAAGAAGUAUUAGGCUUAAGGCUAGAUCUUCCACUCACUUUGUCAAAGAAAAGAUUAUUGAGAGCAGAGCGAGAGGACUUGCAGUGGGAGAAAAACUGUCUGACUCCCAUGGAAUAUUUUUAAAUCUGGACUUGCCUACAGUACGCCAUUUAAUUGACAAUAAUUAUUCAACAAGAGGCUCAAUCAUUGAAUGCAUGUAUUCCCUUGAUUCUCAUGCGAUUCUUGACGGGUGCUGCCUCUGUGGAGGGGAUAAUCCUUCAUUAGAAAUGCCUAUGGUGAUAUAUGCCAUGUAUGCACCACCUCCAAGAUAUGUUGAACCUCCUCCAGGCUGGCAGCCUCAGGUAUUCGAGCAAGUGAGAUUUGAAUAUAAUCAAGCAUAUGAUAUUCGAACAGAUUAA